Phytophthora nicotianae INRA-310 is the source of this 1809-nucleotide messenger RNA. RefSeq lists its product as hypothetical. The transcript has a single exon. Bases 1 to 1809 code for a protein of 602 amino acids. The record is from RefSeq and is a predicted model, not a curated record. NCBI's taxonomy places the organism in Eukaryota, Oomycota, Peronosporomycetes, Peronosporales, Peronosporaceae.
AUGACCAGGAUACUGCUGGUACUGACCAUCCUAUUUGUUGUGGUCUUCUGUGCACCUACUUGUGCGCAGUCCUACACAUUCAACAGAAAUGUAUCAUCAGUACCUACUGCAACGGUAGCUGCUGCUAACUUCACGGCUAAUGAAACCGCGACGGUCUCCAACACAGAAGUAUCCUUCAGGUCGACGGUCGAUGACGACAGCGACGAUGAGUCCGAGGACAGCCAAGAUAACAAUUCCACCGACAGCGAUUCUUCAGACAGCUACGACGACAGUGAUUCCUCUCUAGCCGGGUUUACAUUUGGCAACGCACUCAAUGCCACCAGCACCAUCAAGUCCACCUACAAGAACUGGGUAGGCUCCGCCCUUGGCACGGCAAAAGACACAGCGUGCUAUCGUGAGUCUCACAUUGCCAAGACGUGUCCACUGGGAUUCGACGCCAAGCUUGGAACGUGCUGGGCUCAAUGCCCAUUUGCAUACCCGGUAGAGUGUGGAAUGGAGUGCAUCCGGCAAAACGACGACUGCGCGCUUGAAAUUAUCAGCAAGGUAUCAUCCGUGGGCCAGGCGGCGUUUUCCCUAGCUUCGUAUAAUUUGUACGGACAGUUCAAGUUGAUGGCAAAGGGUAUGCAGAUUGCGUUCAAGUGUGCCAAAGAGAUGAUGGGAUUGGUGAAAGCGAUGUCCAAGUACACUCGAACUGUCGAAGUGUCGGACCCCCAGACCGCUCAAGACAAGCUGCUGACAAUACUGUACCAAACGGACAACGUUGUGUUCGAUAUCCCGAUCACUAUUAUGUCGUGCCUCGGAAUCAAAGUAGAGGAUGCAUUCAAGUUCUCAGAUCGUCUUGUGAACACCAUCGAGCUAGUUGUGAAAGAUGUUAUUGCCAACGGAGCGACGAUUGUUUCCAGUUGGAGCGCAUUCACGAGCUUCAUGAGAAACAUCUCGUUGGGUGAGACGAUCGAUUCGUUGCAAAAAUCGGAAAUUACGUCUUUGGAAUCAGCAUUACAAUCCAAUUCAACGUGCGGGUACGACAUGAAGAGAUUGUUAGAUCGAACAUGGAUGACCGUGGCAGAACUGCGUCGACAGAACCCGAGGAUCUCGGAGGACGACAUCCGUGUUGCUAUGAGCAAAACGAACCUCGUGCUGUACGAAAUUCCUACUGUGACAAACAACUGUAUGCAAGAGCUGAUUGAUGAGUCCAACGAGGCAACAGCUUACACUACGCGGGACACUCUGCGCAAAGGCAUUGGUGGUAUCGUGGACGACUUGAUCAGUUCGGGAACAAGCAGCAACGGUACACUUCUAACGGCCGGGCAGUACGCGUACAAGAUCGCUGACAAGGCAGCAACGUUCUAUGCUGUUUGGGACAGAACGAAUAUCGGUGGUGCGAUCUCCGAGUUUUUCCAGACCAUUUGUGGUCCGACAGAGUACGUCGGUGAAAUUGAUGAUGGUAGUGCUAAAGAUGCUCUGGGCCUGAAGACUGUCAAGGCGGCGUUUAACAACAGCGCUGGUAACUGGACCAAAAAAGGCGAUGGUUCUGUUGUUGUUACGUUCAAGAGUGUCGAUACAAAGGAUGUGACCGUGAAUAUCAAGUCUGGCGGUAACAAAAUCGAUGAAGUGUCCGUCGCGGCGGGGCAAACUGUGACGUGGAGAUCAAACGUGACGGUUCUGGGUGGCAAGACGCUGUAUCUGGAUCGCUGGCGUCCUGGUUUCCUGGGUCUUCCUGGUACCGGUGGUGGCUCACUGCUACUGUGGGUACCUCGAUCAAGACAAGGCGGCAGUUUGCGCCUCACCGCGAUGCUCAAUGUGAGCUGA